AUGAUGCUUAGAAUGUUUAUCGGGAUACAAGGGCAUAAUAGCAAGGAAAUUCUAUUAGGAAACAAAAUACGAUCAAAUAAUGUUAUAACAAGAAUAAUUGUAUCUCGACAAGUAAUACGCAUGUUUUCUCGAGCGAAAACGUUAUCAAGUCCUUCUACUCUAGAUGAGCUUCCCAAUAAUAGGUCAUCUGAGAAUGCACUAAUAGAUGACCAAUUGUCGAAAACUAAUACGAAGAAAAGAUACACAUUUAAUCCCAAGAAGAAACAGCCGCUAAUAAGAACUUCACUGAAACCUACUAUUCAUAAUUCUAAAGCAAGAAAAGGACUGCUUCAUCUUUUAUUAGCGCAGAAAGACAAUGGUAAAGUUUUAACUACGAUUCUAGACCACUGUUUAUAUUCACCGAAUGAGCAGGCAACAACUCGUCAAUUGGUGAAGGAAAACAAUCAUUUAACCACUUUAUUGUCUCAUGAAGAAAUGUCUAUUUUUAUAUGUCGAGUAUUGAAAAAUUUUCCAACUAUUAUAUCAGAGAAGAAAUACGAAAUUUUAACAAACGAGGGACGAUAUGAACUCUAUAAACCUGAAGUAAUAUUCUCCCUUUUCAAUAUAUGUAAGGAUGAAUAUUGUAACAAUACGAAUCAAUUGAAUCCAUUGAUGGUAUAUGAUUUGAACCAAUUCAUAAAGUAUUUCCUUAGAGAGGGACAAUUGAAAAAGGCCCAGCUUGUCUUAGAUUAUAUUAUUGAUAGGUUCGGCGGUAUUGAACAAUUGAUUAAGAGUAAAGAUCUAACUACCCUAGACAAUCAUUUGAAAUUGAAAAAUGGUGCAAUAUAUAAGAAUUGGAAACCAUUAACUGAUUCAGAAUCAAAUACAUUCUUACAGUAUCGAUUAAGUUUGGAGGAUAAAUCUCAUAAUUUUAAAGGGUUCAAGAAUUAUAAAUUUUUAGAUGGUUGGUCUUUAUUGAAAAUUAUUGAUAUGGUAUUGACAGAUAAAACUCAUUGCCUUAACAUUUUAAAUGAAAGUAUAUUAUACUCAUUGGGUACUCUGCGUCAAAUUGAAUUCAUGGAACAUUUCAUAAAACAAAUUUGGGAUGUACAUCCUGAUGACGCUGUGGAAGAACGCAACCACCAACUCGAUAAAUACAAUUUACCACCUGAUACCAAUGAAUUAAUUGCUAUACUGACAUCAUAUUGCCAAACGUAUAAAAGUAUGGAUCGAGCAUUUUUAUUAUUAGAUAAACUUAUACAAAAAUAUCCUGAACCCAUGAAAUCACGAUUAAAUGAUAAUAAAUUUUGGAUAAAAAUGUUGCAGUGGGGUAUCAAAAUAGCGGAUAAAAAUGGUAACAAUGUCAAUGGAACUACAAUUGACAAUUGUUUAGAGAUUAUGGAAGAAUGGUUUUUAAAGGGAAAAAAAAAAACUGCAUUAGAACAUUGGAAAAUUGACGACGAUUAUGGAAGUAUUUUGAUUAAUUUAUUGCAUAAUAUUAUGAAAGAAAGGAAGAAUGUCGAUAUAGGAUUAAAAGCUAUUGAGAACUUUGUCCAAAAGCUCAAGUUAGGAUCAGUCAAUAAAUACUAUGAAAGAAAUCUUACUCACGUAUUAUAUGGACUUCAAAAAUGUAUCUUCAGGAAAAUUGCCGAAUCAGGAUCAUAUAAUAAGGGAUUGGCUUUGAUUGAUAAUGGUGCGUAUACUCAAAAUUCAGGAGUUGAAAGCAUGUUACGAGAAUAUUAUAUUACGACCGUUAAGGAAAUACGUUCGAAGCGUUCUAGAAGAAAUAAAGCUCAAUCUAAUAUUCAAGAUCGAGAACAAGAUGAAUUUGAAAAAUUGCAACAAAAGUAUGAUGAGAUAGAAGAAGAAGGUAUGAUAAUAGGAAAGCUUUGGUGA
This is a messenger RNA of Naumovozyma dairenensis CBS 421, 1875 nucleotides long. RefSeq names its product Aep2p (gene AEP2). The transcript has a single exon. Bases 1 to 1875 code for a protein of 624 amino acids. The record is from RefSeq and is a predicted model, not a curated record. NCBI's taxonomy places the organism in Eukaryota, Fungi, Ascomycota, Saccharomycetes, Saccharomycetales, Saccharomycetaceae.